UCUGAAUCCACCGUCUUAUUGUUACCUGAUUAACAAGGGCCAUUUGAACUUUGGAGUCAACUCAAAUUCGUUUGCAUUUACCUUUUUUCGUAUCCAAAAUUUUCCGACGCAAAAUAUGAGAAUCGGCGGCGCCACACUUUACCACCGGCGACGACUCUCCACCAUUUUCUCUCCGACUUUGAAUAUUGUCCGCAGUUUUUCUUCCCCAUCCUCAGAACACAUAUCAUUCAUCAAAGAUGUAGCUGCGACUUGUCAUCCUGAGCUUUUGCCUGAUCUACUGAAUAUGCUCCGGGGAAGAGGGGACUCUAUUAUUUCUCCUGGAGAUAAGCAUGGACUUUUCCCCCUUGCAAUACCAUUGUCAAGAAAUAGAUCAGGUGUAAUGAUUUCACUACUACGUUGGCCAACAGCACCAUCUGGGAUGGAUAUGCCAGUUGUUGAAGUCCACAAGCAUGGUGUUUUUCCGCUAGCCAAAAAUGUUAACCAGUAUAUUCAGAGAUUGUUGGUUGAAGAAGAUGUCAAUAGCUCAAAGGACAGCAGCAGAGAGGUACUUCAUGUUUCAGACAAUGCUAGAAAACUGUACAGAAAGGGGAGCUUUGCGGAGUCACAACUGCCAAACUUGGAUACCUUCCUUUUAAGAAAGGUUGGUGUGUUUCCUGAUGUUUUAGAACGAAAAAUUAAUCAACAUCUCGAGAAAGGGAAUCAUGUUACAGCUUUGAUAACCGGAGAAUUCUAUGCAAAGAAGCAGCACUUUCCUGGCUUUGGACGGCCUUUUGCAUUUAAUGCUCAGAUUUUGCUGAAAGCUGGGCGUGACCUAGAAGCACAAGAUGCUGCAAGAGGGGCACUGAAAUCACCUUGGUGGACUUUGGGAUACAAAUACCAGAGAAAGCACAAAAUUCUGAAUUUACGCAAAAUCCAGGAAGUAUUUACUAUCUACAUCCCACAGAUCAAGCCAAUGAUAAAUUGGUUUCAAUCCCCUUCAAUGGAGAAAAUUUUGGAAAAUGGAAGAGAUCCAUGUUAUUCACCUUAACAGCCAAGAACAAAGUAGGGUUCAUAGAUGGUACAUUACCUAAACCACUCAACACAUCCACUGAUUGCGAAGCAUGGGAAAGAUGCAACAAUAUGGUUAUUGGGUGGAUUUUUUCAUCUCUAGAUGAAUCUAUCUCAUCAAGUGUCUUCUACCACAAAAUUGCUAGCGAGAUAUGGAAGGAAUUGGAGGAAAGAUUUGGCCAACCUUCAUCUGCACAUUUAUAUUUUCUUCAAGAAAAGUUAUCAAACAUAUAACACUAAGAAGGCAUGUCUAUAGCAAAUUUUUUCACUCAAAUUAAAGGCAUUUGGGAUGAGAUGGAUAAUGUUGUUUCUCUUCCAAUAUGUACUUGUUGUAAUGGGUGUGUUUUGAACAAGAAAGUUCUAGAGAUGCAAAGUGAUCAAGAAUUUUACACUUGAUGAAAAUAGAUGCAAGAUUUGAGAAUGUACGAUCACACAUUUUAAUGAUGGACAAAUUACCUAGUAUCUCUCAAGUUUACAGAUUUUACAGCAAGUAGGACCAACUACAUGUCUCAUGGUUCUUGAAGGACUACUACAACUUACUUAUUUACCCACACGUUCUCAAUUAGCUGACGUCUUUACUAAAAUUCUUCCCUCAGCUCAUUUUAAAGAACUUUUGUUCCAAGCUU
Messenger RNA from Amaranthus tricolor (Joseph's coat), 1673 nucleotides. RefSeq names its product protein IN CHLOROPLAST ATPASE BIOGENESIS, chloroplastic-like. The transcript is spliced from 10 exons. The coding region runs from base 116 to 1027 and encodes 303 amino acids. The record is from RefSeq and is a predicted model, not a curated record. Lineage: Eukaryota; Viridiplantae; Streptophyta; Magnoliopsida; Caryophyllales; Amaranthaceae.